Messenger RNA from Xylaria bambusicola, 2400 nucleotides. Its product is annotated as S-adenosyl-L-methionine-dependent methyltransferase. Lineage: Eukaryota; Fungi; Ascomycota; Sordariomycetes; Xylariales; Xylariaceae. The coding region runs from base 249 to 1994 and encodes 581 amino acids. Gene Ontology annotation, molecular function: methyltransferase activity. The record is from RefSeq and is a predicted model, not a curated record. Gene Ontology annotation, cellular component: nucleus. The transcript has 4 exons.
AUUCAGAAUGCUCGCGACUUCAACCGGCACUAUCACGGGGUCCUUCCACCCAACUGCGGACAGAAAUAUAUUCCAUUCGACAUAAUGCCAUCCAACUCAAGGCAGGAAAAGUGAUUGAGGUAUCCCCAAGGCCUCGGAACGAAUACUGUUGGCAAUUUUUCCGUAUUGUUCAUAUCUAUGUGGGUUGUCGAUCCUCCGACAUAGUCUUGAAAGGAAUCAGACUCACACGAACUCGCUAUCUACGCGGAAUGCUGCCACGAAUGAAGAACGAAGUAUGCGCAUUGUAUAAUAUCAACCUGGAGGACCCACGCCCUGAGCAUGCCCAGGGUCUAGUAGAGAUUCCAGUUGGUGAACUUGUCAGAACUCGUGCAGUAUUUAAAACGAACGAUGCUUUUCCAGCGCACCGCUUUAGCCCUGAUCAAUGGGAUUGGGAUAUGGAUGCAAUUGAGAACAAGGCCAACUUGGUUCAACGUUGGAAAUUCUACCGCUACUGGCCCACGUCCACCGCCAUGCUGACUAAAAGAUCUUACAGCGGCGCUCUUACUCGACUUAGAUCAACGGAUAUUGAGGACGAAUAUUUUAGGGUGGAUGAUGACCAGCUUAGAAAUACGUUUCGCGGUGGUAUCAUACGUGGAGGUUCAUCGAUUGGUGGCCAAGUUCAACUACCUAUCGUCGAUCCUAAUGCGCCUCAAGGCGAAAAUACUAAAGUGACUCUGGAGCAUAACCAGAAGUAUACUGUGGAUGAUAUGUUUUGCGGCGCUGGUGGAGCAUCACGGGGCGUUCAACAAGCUGGCUUCCAGUUAAGAUUUGCUUGCGAUUUCGAUGAAGCAGCUUGUAAUACGUACCACGAGAAUUUCCCCAGAGCACUACUUGAACAGAUGAACAUCUUCGAAUUUGCGAAGUCGGUGACAUCGAUGGUCCGAUCAGAUGUCUUACAUAUAUCACCACCGUGUCAGGUCUGGUCGCCAGCGCAUACUCGACCGGGCCAAAACGACGACGCGAACGUUGCCGCCCUCUUCGCUUGCACGGAAAUCUUAGAAAAUCGCCGGCCUCGAUUGUCCACUGGUGAACAAACAUUUGGACUCCUAUUUGAUCGAAAUGAGGAGUUCUUUAAUGCCCUCAUCGGUCAAUAUACGGCGCUUGGUUAUUCAUUUCGCUGGGACAUCCUACGAUUCAAGGAGUAUAGUGUACCUUCGACCCGGAGACGUCUGAUUUGGAUAGCGUCUUGUCCCGGGGAGCCUCUCCCGUCGUUUCCGACACCUACGCACUCUGAUACUGACAAAGAUCUGGCUGCCCCCGUCACCAUUCGAUCUGUGCUAGCCAGCAUUGCACCAGGUAGUCAGCAUUAUGAUCGUCUUCACAACGUCCAGGACAUGUUGCAUAAGGCCAGAAGCGGUGGCCGAUUCCCUAUGCCAUCGUAUGAUGAUAGAUGUCAAGCUGGAACUAUAACAACGUCAGGGUCCGAGUGGGCUCAUCCAUCUGGCCGGAGAGACUUCACCUUGAGGGAACUUGCCCGCAUACAAGGAUUUCCUCAAGAGCAUAAGUUUGUGGGGGGGACAACGCAGAUCCGCCGCCAGAUUGGAAAUGCAUUUCCACCAGUUGUUGUCGAAACAUUGUACCGCCACCUCCGAAACUGCCUACUCCGUGAGGAUAAUGUUGUCACAUCCGAGCGCGCGAGGCAACAGGAUAUCAUUACUCUAGAUUCUGAUGAUGAUAUAGGUGUAUCAUCGGUCUCCAAGUCUAGAGAAUUCAUGAUAAUUGACGAUAGCGACGAUGAAAGACCUCGCGGUCGACGAGGUUCUGUUAGACGCAGAGUCAGAGAUGUGUCGAGCGACGAAUGCUCAGAUACGACCCUGGCAGACCUCAUCGAUGAACCUGCAAUUUCCUCACUUUUUUCUCGAGAAAGUUCGCGUACUUUGUCGGUCGAAAGUCUUCCAUCCCUCAUUGAAAUGGAGGUUGAUAAUGAGCACAAUGGUAAAAGAAUGAACAUGUGAAGAGACUCUCAUCUCGCCUGUCUCUACCUAAUGGAAAAUAUGAAGGAGUAAUUAGAUGGGUCAAUAUCCUGGUCAUAAGAAUAACCCUUCUUGUUAGAAGCGGUAUACACUGGAAGCUAAUGUUGGACGAAGAGCAUUAUGAAAAAGAGAUUUGGGGAAGAAACCUUACCUGUGUUGGUCAUUCUAGUAUAAGGCUUGCUCUAAUGAGCAAUAUCAUGUAUACAUCUUGUCUAAACCAGGUAUAAAAAUAAGAAUCGUACCUUUUAACUUGCUAUAUCCUGAGAUCUUAAUGCUAGAUGAGCAGAAUACUGCCACCUACUUAAUGGGCAUAGUGAAUUCUAUGUUCUUAGGGAUUGAGAUUGUAUAUAGUAAUGCACUUGGGAGAAAGAGAGGGAGAAAAAAAAAA